UAUCGACAUGUGAAGGACGAACUCUCUGUAGUUGGUAAGCUGAUCAUGCGUGAACGGCGAAUAGUUAUGCCCAAAGAACUGCGUAAACGCACACUGCAGUUAGCUCAUGAGGGGCAUCAAGGUUUGCGGAAAACUAAGCAGAGAUUGAGAGAGAAAAUCUGGUGGCCUAGGAUUGACAAGGACUGCGAAGAUGUUGUGAAAGCAUGUCAUGGCUGCCAGAGGGCCCAUGGCUAGACUUAGCUGUGGACUUAUGUGGACCAUUCCCGACUGGUGAAUAUCUGAUGGUCGGGGUGGACUAUUACUCGAGGUGGGUAGAAGUCGCUAUCCUAAAGACCACCACGGCAGACAAAAUUGUGGAACACUUGGAACAGUGGUUCUCGGUGUAUGGUGUCCCCAAGACAAUCAAGAGUGACAAUGGGCCACAGUUUGUGUCCAGUGUGUUCAAAGACUUUCUGUCGCAGAAUGGUAUUGGACACAGGAGGACAACGCCAUAUUGGCCACGUGCCAAUGGACAGGUGGAGGUGCAGAACAGGACUCUGUUGAAGUCUAUUCGGGUAGCGUGCGCAGAAGGCAAGAACUGGAGGAGAGAAUUGCCGAAGUUCCUUCUUGCGUAUCGCAGCACUCCACAUAGUGUUACAGGUGCAACUCCUGCUGAGUUGAUGUUUGGCCGGAACAUCCGGACCAAAUUGUCUCAAUCGGUAGAGGACUGUGCAUCCGAGCAAGGUGACAUUGACAGCAAAGCGCGAGUCACCGAUGCUAAGUGCAAACUGCAAUCGAAGCAGUAUGCGGACAAGAAGCGACAUGCUGUUGCAAGUGACCUUGACAUUGGUGAUCGGGUGUUGUUGCGACAGGACAAACAGAACAAGUUGACUACUAGGUAUGAGCAUGACCCCUAUGAAAUUGUUGAGAAAAAGGGGAGUAGUCUAACUCUUGAGGACAAGCAUGGUAAACGUGUGAGAAGGAGUACAGGACAUGUCAAGCGGUUUGUCCAAGGACUUGAGCAUUGUGAGGAUGAUGGUGAAGUGUCUGAGGACAUUGAGGAGGUUCCAGCUGAACUUGGGAUUGGAGUCAAUAGACCUAGGAGGAAUGUGGGUCCUCCAGCGGUUUUGAGAGACUAUGUUCUGUAAAGAGUGACUAUGGGUUGGGUACUCUUCGACUGAGUAUCAGGAUAGUGUGGUGAACGGUGAUAUUGAUGAAUGGUCAUGACAAGUUUAUGGUUUAUAUGUUUGUGGUUAGUGUUCCAGGAUAUCAUUAGAAUGUUAGAUUGGGUUAUUGUGUUAUAAUUGUACCGUUGUAAUUGUCUAAAAAAAGAAGGAGGGAUGUUGGGAUGAGAUAUCCCUAAGUGAGUAGAUUAGUUCUUGUAACUAAGGCCAGGGGGCGCGCGGGAGGCAGACGAUGUGUGAUGGCGGCGUGGAGCCAGUGUUGGAAUAAAGUUGCGUGUGUUUGAA
Priapulus caudatus is the source of this 1448-nucleotide messenger RNA. RefSeq lists its product as uncharacterized. Gene Ontology annotation, molecular function: nucleic acid binding. Gene Ontology annotation, biological process: DNA integration. The record is from RefSeq and is a predicted model, not a curated record. The transcript has 2 exons. Bases 204 to 1127 code for a protein of 307 amino acids. Lineage: Eukaryota; Metazoa; Priapulida; Priapulimorpha; Priapulimorphida; Priapulidae.